Messenger RNA from Saccoglossus kowalevskii, 2494 nucleotides. RefSeq names its product rab GTPase-binding effector protein 1-like. Lineage: Eukaryota; Metazoa; Hemichordata; Enteropneusta; Harrimaniidae. Gene Ontology annotation, molecular function: metal ion binding; growth factor activity; GTPase activator activity. Gene Ontology annotation, cellular component: intracellular membrane-bounded organelle. The record is from RefSeq and is a predicted model, not a curated record. Gene Ontology annotation, biological process: endocytosis.
CUGACGUUGGUGAUUCAGUAGAAUAAAUUCUGAUGUUUUGAUCCAAAAAAAUAAAAACAUCAUGGAUAACCAACAAUUCGUUACAAAUAUCAGCGACAACAUGAAUCAACAAGAUGAUGUUCAAUUCUUACGAGACAAAGUAUCCGAGCUAAUGCAACGAGAACAGACGCUAUUGAAAGAAAAACACCAACUGGAACAAGAGUUUGGACAAAAACGGGCAAAAUUUAAGGAAAUAUACAUUGCUAGAGAAGAGGAGCUUAAAAAGGAAUCUGAGCACUUGCAAGAAGAAGUACAGAGAAUCAAAAUUGAGCUAGAAGAUGUUAGAACAGUUGCGAAAGUAUCAUUACUUUCCAAACAAGAAGAAUUUGAAGAAAACAAGAGACGAUUUCAGGAGGAAUUAGCGUCUUUGCAGCUCAUGAUGAAAGAGGCUAUGAAUCAGUCCAGGGAUCAGACUGCUGCUAGUUACCAGCAGGAGAGAAUGAAGUUGAUUUCACUCAAUGCUGACUUAUCACAAGAAGUUCAAGAGUUAAACAACAGAAUUGCCGAACUAACAUCUGGUGCCGCUCCAGCAACAGCAUCCCAGUCUGACAAGGAAAGUGUUUUGUCUAGUGUUUCUCAAGCAAUUAGAAGAAGUGUUGCUGGUGCACAUGACAAGGCAGAAAACCUUGAAAUGAGUAUGAAAAAGGCACAGAAAGAUGCUGAGUUAUUGCGUGCUAUCGUGAUGCCCAUGGAGAAAGAGAUUGAAUCCUUGAAGUAUAAGUUGAAGGAAUCGCAAUCACAGCUUAGGGAAUCACAGCUGAGUCUGUUGGAAACUAAGGCCAGUAAUACCAGUCCUGUUGGCAGUUUAUUAAACUUGGACUCGGGUUCCAGUACUGUUAGCAGUCCAGAGAAAUUAUCUUCCAGUAAUAAGGAAGAUUUGGAUGAGAGGGUGAGGGAGUUGAACCACUAUUUAGAGGCAGAGAAAGCUUCCCGUACUGACUUAGAAAUGUAUGUUGCUGUGCUAAAUACACAGAAGAAUGUACUGCAGGGUGAAGCAGAUAAACUUAGAUCUGAAUUACACGAUGUUUGUAAACUACUUGAGCAAGAAAAGCGAGAACACAAUGAUCUGAAACAGACUUGGCAGAUGGCAAAUGAUCAGUUCUUGGAAUCACAGAGAUUACAAAUAAUGGACAUGAAACGAAUGCAGAGUGUACUUACCGAGGAGCAACAACGACAGAUUCAUGAAUUGCAGAAGAAAGACCAGGAGAGGGAAUUACAGGAGAAGAGAGUGAAAAUGUUAGCACAAAUGAGAGAGAAACAUUCCCAGGAGCAGGAAGAACGGAGAGCAGCGGAAAGAAGAAAAGAAGAAGAACAUCAAAGGAUCCAGCAUGGUACUGCAGAUGAAGUACAACAAUCUUUUGAUAAUAUUGAUAGAAUGUCACCAUCUCUAAUGAUACCAACAACUGAUGCAGUAUUAGCAGACCUAAGUCAGUCUAGAGUUGAUGAGCAUUUUGGGGAGAGUCACAUUAAUGAGGUAUGCACAGUUUUCCAAUUCUUUGGGGAGGGGGGGAUAACUCCAGAGAAAGAAGAGACUGCAUCUGUAGUUGCCAGCGCUAGAGCACGUAGUGAGCCAUGGGUGUCAACUGUUGGCAAGAGACUUGUCAGUGAAAAAGAAUGGGGGUUACUGCAACAAGAGGUUAAGAGUGCCAGAGAGAAGUUAGGAAGGCCGUGUGAUAUGUGUACUAACUAUGAACAGCAAUUGCAGAACAUGCAAACAGUGGAUCUUGAGCAGAGAGAUCUUGUUCAUGAUUUGAAAAAGCAAUUAGAGAAACUUAAAGAGAAGUCAUUAUUAGAGCGAGCCGACCGAACUCAGCUUGAGGAGAGUCUGAAAAAUGCAGCACAGGAUGCACAGCAGCAGAUUACUAGUUUACUGGCUAAGAAUCAAGAACAUGAAUCUUUUCUUACUGACUUGAGACAACAGUAUCUGCGAAGUCACAAUGAGAUGCAUGAUCAGCUGAAAGCAUUAUUGGAUUCAAGAGAACAGUUAUAUGAGGAGGUUGAAAAGCUUCGAAAAGAAAAUGAUAUUCUCCUUGCCAAAAGGAGUUUACACUCAUCCAUACUUAAAACUGAAAACUUUCAAAUGCCUCAGAAGGUAGAAGAUUUACAGCAACUUGUUAAGAAGUAUCGGCGAGACAUGAUCAGUCUUCGAGUAGCGGCCGAGCACAGUGAUGAGACGCUACGAAGUGAAAUCAUGUUCUUAAAGGAGAGAGUACAAGCUGAACAGCAUACCAAAGAAACAAUAGAAGACACUCUGCAGAGUGAUUUAGACACUGCCAGGGAAGAAAUUGCAAUACUUAGUAGUGUGAAAGAUGAAAUGGUAAAAAUAGAAAUGAAUAAAGAAGAAGCAGAGUUGAAAUGUGCUGAAUUACAACAGAAUUUAAAAGUUACACAAAUUCAAGCCAAAGAUGUUAUUAGGGCUUUGGAGAAACAAAUAGAAGAAUUAAAAAUUGCUGUU